Molecule: messenger RNA, 2388 nt
Organism: Leucoraja erinaceus (little skate)
Lineage: Eukaryota; Metazoa; Chordata; Chondrichthyes; Rajiformes; Rajidae
Exons: 2
Coding region: 871-1692 (273 amino acids)
Biological process (GO): retrotransposition
Cellular component (GO): ribonucleoprotein complex
Molecular function (GO): single-stranded RNA binding
Source: RefSeq, a predicted model, not a curated record
AUAAACACAAAUCACUUUGGACAGUAUAACUUGCUUUUGAACUCUGUUUGUGAAUGUACCUGUCAGCAAAUUGACUCCUGCAUUUCAGUUGACAUUCCUGGCUGCACUUCAAAGAGAAUUCGACCAGUAAAGCACUUUGGGGUCUCCUAAAAGAAAUGCGAGGGCAUUGUGUAAAUGUAAGCGGGUUGUUGCUGUACGCACUCGAUCUUGGAUGGAAUAAUCCAUUUCCGAUGCGCAAACAGGGGUAGUGGAUGGACAAAGUAGCUGAUGGCGUCCGCGGGCUUGGAAUGGACUUUGGUCACUCGCGGUUUUCUCUGAAACGGAGACAGAGACGCUAUCUGUUCUGCCAUCGAGAGUUUAACUGAGGAGGCAAUUUGUCUCAUCUGCCUGGAUUUCUUCACCGAUCCGGUUAUACUGGAGUGUGGGCACAACUUCUGCCGCUCCUGUAUCACACAGAGUUGGGACAAGGAUGGGAUAAACCUCUGCCCGGAUUGUAGAGAGGAGUUUACAGACCACAGCCUCAGGGUGAACCGGGCCUUGGCGAGACUGUCUGAGAAAGCUCGAACACUGAGCCUGAAUCGGACAGAGAAGGAAAGUGAACUUCAGUGCGAGGAACAUCAGGAAGAACUGAAGCUGUUUUGUGAAACGGGCAAGAAGCUGAUCUGCCUGGUUUGUCGAGAUGCGCGGGAACACAGUGAUCACCGUUAAAGAAGCUGUUCGGAGAUCCGCUGGGGGCAACAUGUUGGAGUAGUAGCACUUUUCCACGCUCCCGACCUGUUCACCUCCAACUUUUAUUAUAGCUCAGCCUAAGUUUUAUAAUUACCCAUAAAUAUUUAAACACCAUUGACAGCACCUCUCCACGCCGUAAAGAUGCCAAGCAGAGGAAAGAAAGAGGAGCAAAAGACGGAAGACCCGAUGACCAGCACCGGCAUGGCCACGCUAGCAGCCAUGUUAACAGAGCACAAGGUAUCACUACUGGCAGAAUUCAACGCAGCGUUCACCAAACUGGAAACGAAGCUGGACAAUAUCCAGACCACAAUUUUAGAUCACCAACACCGUCUUUCGUCAUUAGAGCCUUUUGCUGAUACCACCAGCCAAGACAUACGAGCUAUAGCGACAAUGCUAACUACGGUGACCGAAGAGAACGGCAAGCUAAAGUCUAAGCUUAUCGGCCUGGAAGGCAGGAGUCGCCGAAAUAACAUAAGGAUAGUCGGCCUCCCCGAGUACAUCGAACCCCCCCAAACAACAGCUUUUUUCUUUCAACUCCUGCUCGAGACUCUUGGCGAACACACACUGGAAUCAGCCCCGGAGCUAGACCGAGCCCACCGUACGCUAACAGCCAAGCCAAGCCCUGGUGAGAAACCCAGAGCAGUUGUGAUUUGCUUCCAUAGAUACCAGACCCGUGAGUUGGUGGUGCGUGAGGCUCGGAGGCAGAGGGGUAAGCUGAAGUACAAGGAUAUCCCGAUCCACAUUUUCGAAGACUACUGUCCCGAGAUAGUUGAACAACGCUCCGCGUACCGAGACGAUAUGAAGGAGCUGUACAACCUGAGUCUCAAACCCUCCCUUCAUUAUCCAGCCAAGCUGUUCAUCAUGGCCGGGGAAGGAAAGAGGCGACGACUAACAUCUCCUGAGGACGCUCAGAAUUUCAUCUCAUCUUACCGUCACCGCAGACCGGGACCCACUGACGACUGACUUCGCUCGGUACGUCUAUAUCCGAGUGGCACAGGGGUCCGGUUAAUCUACGGUUACACUAUGGACUAACUUUAGCUUGACUGCUCUUAGCAACUAGCCAUUGCUAGAGCUCGGCCUUGCUGAUUAUACUAGACCCCUGUCUUGAAAUGUAUGAGGCUGGUAAGAAUUCACCACGAUUCGUGACUAUCUUAUACCAACUUUUCCUUAUAAUGUUUAUGUGUAAUCAUACUUGAAAGGUUCUUCACCUGCACAUGCUAUAAAAUUGGGCUUAAGGGACCCACCUUGUGGUUUGUGAUCUGGUCUCUGCCUUCUUGUUUUUAGCAGCUGGCUGCUAACGCUGCCAGCAUUCGGCUAGUUUGUUUACACUAGGCUUCCUAGCGGACUGGCUGGGGCUGAUAAGAGCUCAUUACAGCCAAGGCUGUGUUAUACUAAUCUGAUCCUACAGCGUUUUUGUUUAACAAUACUUAAUUGAUGUUCUUUUGCCAUGCGCUUUAAUCCAAGAGCCCAGUUUGCAACUCGCUAACUUCUCUGAUGCUAACUCUUUCUUUAUACCUUGUUGAUUUUAAGAUAUACUAUGUAAUACCAAAGGAAGCUAUUCUUGUUCCACUUAUAUGUUGGCUUGCUUAUUCAGUAUCACCAUUUUGUUAAUUUGCUUUGUCUUAUUAUUAUUAUUAUCAUCAUUACAACCAUUAACCA